This is a messenger RNA of Owenia fusiformis, 779 nucleotides long. The record is from the annotation of a GenBank genome assembly. Lineage: Eukaryota; Metazoa; Annelida; Polychaeta; Sabellida; Oweniidae.
GUAUAACUCUGAACUCGAAGAAAUCAAAAAUAAGGAAGUUGGCACAAUAUAUAAGGUGGUGGCGUUUGAUCCUUACACUGGAGAACCGGGGUAUAAUAUUUACCAUAAGAAGAUUGAAACACCUUACCAGGGGAUUCUAUCUCUUGACACAUCGGACUUCUAAUAAACAUGCCCGUGCACGCCCCUCCGGCACACUAUGAAAUACGAGAGCUGGAACAUUUGAUCCCAAAGGAAAGCAUUGCUGAAAGAUACCGAAGAUGGUUAAUAGAAACUGGUAAAUUAGAACCAACAUCGACUCUUGUACCAUCAAAGUACCAAUUUAGUGAGCCUUACGGCACAACAAUGGCCGACGAUGACUACAUAGGGUUUAUAAAGCAUGAGAUAGCAAGGGAAAAUGCCAGACUGGAGCAGGAAGCAAGGCGGGCUGAACAAGAAGCAAUAUACACUGGUUGCUACCAAGAAGUAGGAAAUUACGACAACAACAUGUCAAUGUCGCAAUUGAGCAUUGGGAUACCUAGUAGUGGGGCCCCAUCUCCACUGGUAAACCAAACGACCCAGCAAAAUGACAAUUGUGCCACCUAUCUGGACAAUGAUGAAACACCGCAACCUAAUUUUUCCGAUUUUUAAUUUAGCAACCAGCAAUUGACUUUCAUUACGUUUGAUGUUUGGGACUUUAUUGUACUUUGGAAUGAUUUUCACCCUGUAUAUAUUUUUCUGUUAGUAUUAAUAAUUGUAUUUCUUCGUUCGAACAUGAAAAACAUGGUUUUUGUUAAAACACU